Molecule: messenger RNA, 645 nt
Organism: Lolium perenne
Lineage: Eukaryota; Viridiplantae; Streptophyta; Magnoliopsida; Poales; Poaceae
Source: RefSeq, a predicted model, not a curated record
AUGGAUGACUUCUGUGCUUUAGCAAGGUAUGCCCCAGAGGACAUUGACAGUGAUGCUAAGAGGAAGGAGAAGUUCCUCAAUGGACUUAAGGGUGAACUGAAGAUUCCAUUGACUGUAGCUUACACACCCAGUUACCAGUCCCUACUUGAUCAAGCCAUCGCCCUGGAUAAUAAUAUCAAGAAGGAGGAGAACCGCAAGAGGAAGUUUAGCAAUAGCAAGAGCCACACCGAGCCGUUUCACAAGAAGCACCAUUCUUAUGAAGGCAGUGGGAGUCACCACUCACACAAGCAUAAUGGUCAUUUCAGUAAAGGGAACGGCAACAACUACAAUGGUCUUAGGCACAAUGAAGGAUUCAAGGGAGACUAUUCCAAUAGUCACCCCAAUGGUAACAAUGGUCAUCACAAUGGAAACAAUGGCCAGCACCAUCCCAAUUCAGGGGACAAUAGGGACUUGUCCAACAUCACAUGCUACAAGUGUAAGAAGACUGGGCACUUUGCCAAAAGAUGCCCCGAGAACAAGCCUGAGGAGGUUACCAAACCUAAUCCAGUCCAUAAGGGACAGGCGAACCACCUGUAUGUGGAGGAAGUGGUGAAUGAACCCAAUAUCGUGAUGGGUAUGUCUUCACUCAACUCGUUACGGCAUUAG